CCCCAGAUGUUAACCCCUUCCUGCCCAAUGUCAUUAGUACAGUGUCAGUGCUUUUUAUUAGCACUGAUCACUGUAUUAGAGUCAUUGAGAUGUCAGUGGCAGUUAGUCAGUUUCCACCCAGUGUCUGAAUGCCCAGCGCAGUCCCUCAAUAAGUCACUGAUCACUGCCGUUACUAGUAUAAAAAAAACAAUUCCAGUAUAUAUACCGCCAUUUGUAGACGCUAUAACUUUAAUGUAAACCAAUUAAUUUACACGUAUUGGGAUUUUU
Staurois parvus is the source of this 267-nucleotide messenger RNA. NCBI's taxonomy places the organism in Eukaryota, Metazoa, Chordata, Amphibia, Anura, Ranidae. The record is from the annotation of a GenBank genome assembly.